UGCACAUGCGGAAGUUACACAAUAACAACAAAGCGAAGCAGAAGAAACUCAUACCAGGUGGAGGUUAUAGCCCAUAGUUAUAGCAGGAUGGUCAACCUCGGUCUUACUAAAGUUGAUGAUGCGGUAGCAGCAAGACACCCGGGUUUGCAGCAGUACGCCGCUUGUCAGUCUUACGCCUUUAUGAAAGGCACAGCAAGCUUCAUAUUGGGCACAGCUGGUUUAUUUUUUGCACAACAAGCAUUUCAGAAAAGAAUCCCAUAUCCUCUUAAGUGGAACCUUCUAGUGUCUAUUGUUUCAUCUUCAGUAUUCAGCUAUUCAGUAACUCGCUGGGAAACCAUGAAGUGCUCAGACUUGUGGUUAUUUCUUGAGACAGGAAAUGUUCCUGACAGAAACUCUCCUAAGGAAGAACCAUAAACUCCUCCAGAUCCCAAAGCCACACAAUUGGGGAUGAGAUGGAAUUACCUCAAUCCUUUGUUUGAGUGGCCAAUACGAAGACUCUUUAUUAAUUCAUGUCAGGGACUUGCAUUAGGUGGGCAAUUUUUGGAGAAUGUUUAACCUUUCUAAACUGAAAGUGUAUUUGGUUCUGGUUACAAAACUAUUUUUUAAUAUAUGGUGGGUGUGUUUCAAUAAAUAAUUAUCAUAAGUCA
Molecule: messenger RNA, 647 nt
Organism: Carassius auratus (goldfish)
Lineage: Eukaryota; Metazoa; Chordata; Actinopteri; Cypriniformes; Cyprinidae
Gene: tmem141
Product: transmembrane protein 141
Exons: 5
Coding region: 88-414 (108 amino acids)
Source: RefSeq, a predicted model, not a curated record